Molecule: messenger RNA, 1327 nt
Organism: Hibiscus syriacus
Lineage: Eukaryota; Viridiplantae; Streptophyta; Magnoliopsida; Malvales; Malvaceae
Product: protein REVEILLE 6-like
Exons: 9
Coding region: 81-1010 (309 amino acids)
Molecular function (GO): DNA binding
Source: RefSeq, a predicted model, not a curated record
GCAACAGUGUUCAUUUGUAGUACAUCGAAGCUAAAUUAAAACGGAAAAAAAAAAAAGAAACUCUCUCCCGAAAUUCUUACAUGGUAUCAAAAAACCCGAACCCGGCCGUGGGAUUUUUCCUGGAUCCGACUGGAAUGGCGUUGUCAGGACUGGGUCCCUUCGCCUCCACCGAUGCAGCGGCGGCGUCUACGGUUUCAUCUUCCGAUGAUCCGAAUAAGAAAAUCCGAAAACCCUACACCAUAACCAAGUCCAGAGAGAGCUGGACUGAACCCGAACACGACAAGUUCCUCGAGGCUCUCCAGCUAUUUGAUCGUGACUGGAAAAAAAUUGAGGCCUUUGUCGGGUCAAAGACUGUUAUUCAGAUUCGUAGUCAUGCUCAGAAGUACUUUCUAAAGGUCCAGAAGAAUGGGACAAAUGAACACCUACCUCCACCUCGACCUAAAAGGAAAGCAGCACAUCCAUAUCCUCAGAAGGCCUCAAAAAAUGCUCAUACGCAAUCACAAGUACCGGGGUCUUUUCAGUCAUCAACUGCUUUAGUUGACACUGGCCAUGUUCUAGGAUCUGAUCCCUCAUUGAUGCUUAUGGACCCUAUUGCUACUGCUGCAUCAUCUUCCUGGACAAACAGUGAACCGACUAUCAGUUUCUCACAAGCUAAAAAAGGUCCUGUGAUUGCCAAUAAGCCUUGUGGUAGCGUCGAUAGUACCCUUAAGACUCGAGAAACCGGGGAAAUAACUAAUCAGGGAAAUCAUGGCCAUGCACUAAGAGUGUUGCCUGAUUUUGCUCAAGUAUACAGUUUUAUUGGUAGUGUCUUUGAUCCGAACACUACUGGUCAUCUGCAGAAACUUAAAAAGAUGGAUCCCAUAGACGUUGAAACUGUGCUGUUGUUGAUGAGAAACCUCUCCAUCAAUCUGACAAGUCCUGAUUUCGAGGAUCAUAGAAAGCUGCUUUCUUCCUACGAGAUCGACACGGAGACAAUCCACCAUGGUGGUGCAUGUCAAGCUGGUACUUGAUACUUAUCGGUGUAGAAGAAUUACAUAACAAGGACCACCGGCUGCUUCCCGAAUAAAUUUCCCCGUUCUGCGGUAAUGUAUAUAGAAGAGAAGGUAAAAGAAGUGGGUACAGCAGAAUGAAAGGAGAAGAAUUGCGAAGAGAGUGUACAGUGCUUAUCCUUUUUUUGGUUUUUGAAGGGGUAUUUUGGUACAAUGCCCUGUCUUCUGUAUUUAAGUUUUGACUGCUUGUUUUAUGGUGAAAUGCUAUGUUUGAUAUAUGGACCACAAAAUGCUGCUCUGCUUUGGCUUAUAUACAAGUUUUUUUUUAUUGUUUGUUA